This is a messenger RNA of Serendipita indica DSM 11827, 4785 nucleotides long. NCBI's taxonomy places the organism in Eukaryota, Fungi, Basidiomycota, Agaricomycetes, Sebacinales, Serendipitaceae. The record is from the annotation of a GenBank genome assembly.
AUGUCGAUGAACUCGCUCUUCAGACGGGCCAACAGCCAGCAGCCGCACAGAGACCACGGUCCAGACGACGACACGGACGACGAUGACCAGGUCGACCCAGAACUCCGUCUCAGGACCGUGCGCACCGCCGCCUCUACCAUCGCCGAGUCGAUUCGCAGCGAACAGCGCAUGGAACGCCGCAGAGCCAAAAGGAGACGGCUGUGGGGGUCCCUAAAGACGAAGAAACCGCCCUCAAACGCUGGUCAUGAUAGCGAACUGCGUCUGGAAUCGGCCGCAGGCGCUGCCGCCAACAACAAGCCGCGGAGGAACGUCUAUGUCAAUUGCGCCCUCUCUCCACACGACAUGGACGGCUAUGGACGUCCGAUCCACAACUAUGUGCGCAAUAAAGUCAGAACGACGAAGUAUACCAUCGUCACUUUUGUUCCCAAGAAUCUCUACGAACAGUUUCGGCGAGUCGCAAAUCUCUACUUUCUCGGCCUCGUUUGCAUCCAAGUCUUUCCUAUCUUUGGAGCAGCAGCUCCUCAAAUCGCCAUGGUUCCGCUAUUGUUCAUUCUGACCGUCACGGCGUUAAAGGAUGGUGUGGAAGACUACCGACGAGCGACGCUGGAUGAGGAAGUGAACAACUCUGCGGCUACAAAACUCGGCGACUGGCGAAAUGUCAACCUUCGUGAUGACCCUAGACCGUGGUGGCAACGACUUCUCGGCCUGAAUAAACCCGGCUCAAUCUCAAAGGGCGUGCGACGCCUGCGGGAAAAGGAGCUAGAGGAGGGUGCAGGCAGGAUCGUCUUGUCCAAGAAUCUCCCGGACGAUUCAUCGGAAAAGACGGGCCCAAAGGACGACGUGCAUGCCGAGAUCCAUCGCGCGAGGUCACUCGAGGAUAUACAGUCUGUCCACUCUGGUGAAUUGCACGAGUACCCACCUAUUCCCAUGGACUCUUUGAGCUCGCGAGUCAAUCUCGCGGAUUCGUCCAGCACCGCAGUCGGCGACCCCCGUCCGCGCAAGGACAGCGCAGCCUCUUCGGUCUAUCCCUCCUCCAACCGCACCGGCGUCUCCAUCGGUGUCGUCGACUGGACGAGACAGACGCCUGGGACAGCCAAGUGGGAGCGUACGCUAUGGAAGAAGCUCGAGGUUGGCGAUAUUGUCUUGUUGAGAGACAAUGAUCAGAUCCCUGCAGACAUUGUCGUCUUGUCCACGUCGGAUAAUGACGGUCUUUGCUACGUGGAGACGAAGAAUUUGGAUGGAGAGACCAACUUGAAGCCGCGAAAGUCGCUUCUCGCCACAAAUUCCAUGGUGUCCGAAGAGGACAUUGAACAUGCAAGCUUCCUCAUCGACUCGGAACCUCCACACGCCAAUCUCUACCUGUACAACGGAGUGCUUAGGUAUCGUUCGAGGGACGAUCAAACCAUCUCCCCGAAUCCAACCGACCCAAUCGCCGGCACGUCCUCCAAGAUGGAACCGGUCACAAUCAACAACCUCCUUCUUAGAGGAUGCACCGUCAGGAACACGAGUUGGAUCAUUGGUGUCGUCGUCUUUACCGGCGCCGACACCAAGAUUAUGCUCAAUGGUGGUGACACGCCGUCAAAGCGCAGCAAAAUUGAAAAGGAGACAAACUUCAACGUCAUUAUGAACUUUUUGAUCCUGCUCGCGAUGUGUCUCUCUACCGCCAUUGUCUCCGGAUACUUUGAGACGUUGACGAACACGAGCGCCGCCUAUUACGAGAUUGGAUCGGACCCAACAAGAUCCGUCGUCUUGAAUGCCUUGAUCACAUUUUGCUCUUGCCUAAUUGCGUUCCAAAACAUUGUGCCAAUUUCGCUGUACAUCUCCAUUGAGAUUGUCAAGACUAUUCAGGCAUACUUCAUCAGCCAGGACAUUGACAUGUGGUAUCAACCCUACGAGACGGCAUGCGUACCAAAGACAUGGAACAUCUCGGACGACCUUGGACAAAUCGAAUACAUCUUCUCUGACAAGACGGGAACGUUGACCCAGAACGUUAUGGAGUUCCAAAAGUGCUCGAUCAAUGGCAUCAUCUACGGAGAAGGCAUCACAGAGGCCAUGAGGGGAGCAGCGAAACGAGAGGGCCGAGAUGACCUUCCCGAUCCCCAGGAGCAGGCACAGCAGCUCCGAGAGAUGAAAGUUGGAAUGCUCGACAAGAUGGCAAAGACGUUCAAGAACCGAUAUCUACAGGCCGACAAAAUGACACUGGUAGCCCCCAAUCUCGCAGAUCAUCUCGCAGACAAGAGUAGCCCACAGCGGCAAAAUCUCAUUGCAUUCUUCCGCGCGUUGGCUGUAUGCCACACUGUGCUCGCAGAUCGUCCGGAGCCACACACGCAGCCCUUCCGAUUGGAUUACAAGGCCGAGUCUCCUGAUGAGGCCGCCCUCGUUGCAGCCGCGCGAGAUGUAGGAUUUCCGUUUGUCGGAAAGUCGAACACGUCGAUCGAGAUUGAAGUCAUGGGCCAGCCUGAACGCUAUGUCCCGCUUCGAGUGCUCGAGUUUAAUAGCACUCGAAAGCGGAUGAGCGUCAUUGUGCGGAAUCCAGAGGGCAAGAUUGUCUUAUAUACCAAGGGCGCGGAUAGUGUCAUCUAUGCGCGCCUCGCUGCGGAUCAUGAUCCUGUUUUGAAGGAGGCGACGGCAAAGGAUAUGGAGACGUUUGCCAACGCGGGUCUACGCACGCUCUGCAUCGCCUAUCGGUACCUUAGUGAAGAAGAGUACCUGAACUGGAGCAGGCUACACGACGCGGCGUUGAAUGCGCUUACAGAUCGCGAGGAGGAGAUUGACAAGGUCAAUGAAAAGAUUGAGCAUUCCUUGUUGAUCCUUGGUGCCACUGCUCUCGAGGACAAGCUGCAAGAAGGUGUACCCGAAGCGAUUGAAACCCUGCACAAGGCUGGGAUCAAACUUUGGAUCUUGACUGGCGACAAACUUCAAACUGCGAUUGAGAUUGGCGACUGUAAUCUCCUCAAGAGCGACAUGGAGAUUAUGAUUCUAGCGGCUGACUCUCUCGAAGAUGCACGCAUCAAAGUCGAGGCCGGAUUGAACAAACUUGCAACGAUUCUCGGCUCGCCAAUGAAGAAAAAGGGUCAGACCGAUUCUAAUCGCCAGCAAGGAUGCGCGGUCGUCAUUGAUGGUGAUACGCUUCGCUACGCAUUAGACCCAUCAAUCAAACCGCUGUUCCUCGCGCUUGGCACGCAGUGUGAUACUGUCGUUUGCUGUCGUGUCUCCCCGGCACAAAAGGCGUUGACGGUCAAGCUUGUCAAGGAUGGUUGCAACGCGAUGACGCUCUCCAUCGGUGAUGGUGCCAACGACGUGGCCAUGAUCCAGGAAGCAAACAUUGGGUGUGGUCUACUUGGUUUGGAAGGAUCCCAGGCGGCAAUGUCUGCAGACUAUGCGUUUGGCCAAUUCCGGUUCUUGACCAAAUUGCUUCUCGUACAUGGGCGAUGGUCUUAUAUCCGAGUCGCCGAUAUGCACAGCAACUUCUUCUACAAGAACGUCAUUUGGACCUUUGCCAUGUUCUGGUUCCUCUUUUACAACAGCUUUGACGCCACCUAUCUUUACGAGUACACAUUCAUUCUCGGAUACAACUUAUUCUUCACCUCUCUGCCAGUCAUCGUCCUUGGAGCAUUUGAUCAGGAUAUCAAUGCCAAGGCGUCGCUAGCCUUCCCUCAACUAUACGCUCGUGGCAUCAAAGGCCUGGAAUAUACCCGUUCCAAGUUCUGGCUGUACAUGUUUGACGGCUUCUACCAAUCUGUCAUCGUCUACUUCAUUCCUUAUCUAUCCUUCUCUGGUGGCGCUCAGUUCUCCUGGUCUGGCAGAACACUCGACUCGUUGGCAGACUUUGGAACGACGGUAGCGAUAGCUGCCAUCUUCUCGGCCAACAUCUUUGUCGGCCUCAACUCGAAAUACUGGACAGUGAUCACUUGGAUCGCGGUUGUAGGCUCCAUGCUUCUUAUGUGCGUCUGGGUUGUAGUGUACUCUUUCUUCGAGAGUAUAUCCUUCAACCAAGAAGCAAUAGUCCUCUUCAGCACCAUCGGGUUUUGGGCCACGGUAGUGUUCAGCAUCAUCUUGGCACUCGGCCCCCGUUUUAUCUGCAAGUUCCUGGUCGAAGCUUACUUCCCAGCUGAUCGUGAUAUUAUCCGAGAGGCAUGGGUCGUUGGUGAUCUCAAGGAUCAACUAGGAAUCAAGCGACGCAGAGCGUCAAGAGGAAUGACCUCCCGAACCGAGGACGCCUCUCUUUUCCGACCUCACAAUCGGGAUGCCUCGGACAAUUCGUCAGAUCAUGAACGAGAUGGGUACGAACCGAUAGUCUCAAACCGCUCGGGAGUCUCCCCUCAACCCGCGAGCUCCAACGCCGACCUUGCACCCCCGUCGAGACGACAGCCGACAGCAAUGUCGUACUACUCUGCAUCUGACAUUCCAGUGUCAGAGCCUCCAGCACAGUCAGAUCGAAGGCCAGCACUAGCUCUCCAUCCAUCCUCUGCAGAUCAACGGCGGCUUUCACGUGCUUCCCCUCCUAGUCCGCUCCAUCUCUCUCCAAAUAGCCCGACAUCGAGGUCACCAGUUAUGCAGAGUUCCAGUCCAACUCGUCUUUCUCCGAGACAGGGAGCGAUGCCCCCUCCAGGAGAGUACGAGAUGACCCUGAGGCCACGACUCCAUACUCCAGAGCCAAGCGGAUACUCUCACACUUCGCAAGCGUCUCAAGCUUCGUUCGUGACUGCUGAUGACGGUGACUGGGAGUCUGGGCGGGAGGAUGACCGCACGACGGUCCGUCCGCCGGUUGGCCAGGCUUUGUAG